Ambispora leptoticha is the source of this 1446-nucleotide messenger RNA. The record is from the annotation of a GenBank genome assembly. Lineage: Eukaryota; Fungi; Glomeromycota; Glomeromycetes; Archaeosporales; Ambisporaceae.
AUGCCAUCACCUGUCUGGACUGCUGCUUGUCUAGGAAAAGAUAAUAUUACUUACAUAUUUGGUGGAACUGAUGCGUCACAAUCGUCAUUACCCGAAGUAAACACUUUAUACGAAAUAAAGCCAUUGAAUGACACUUCUCUUAGUUGGACAACAUCUUCACCAAAGCAAGGAGACACGUGGCCAAGUGCACGAGAUGGAAUAUUUCCAAUCAUUGAUAAUCUUUCGAGAAUUUUCGUGUGGGGUGGACGUAAUACAGGUCAAGAUAAUACAACAACGUAUAUAUUCGAAUCGAAUAGUUGGAAAAGCUAUAAAUUAGCAAAUACACCGAAUCCAAGAUCAUCUUAUUCGGCAACAUUAUUAAAUGAUGGUCGAAUUAUUUAUAUUGGUGGAAUAAGUAGGAGUCCAUAUCCAGAUGUUGAUUUUUUAGAGAUAUUAAUAUUUGAUACCACAAAACUUGAAUGGAAUAGUCAGAUAAAAAAUCGAUUGGGGCAUUCAGCAUUACUUCACUUGGAUUCCAUUUCUAUUAUUAUGUAUGGAGGACUUUACUAUCCUACUGGAGUUAUUCCCAAUUCUGACUCGAUAUGGAUAUUGAACACCACAACUUGGACAUGGUUCCGGCCAUCAGUUAAUAGCUUAUCUUACACUAAUGUAACAAGAAGUCAUACUGCUAUUAUGUAUAAUGGAUAUAUGAUUAUAGCACUUGGAGUAUAUGGAAAUUAUUCUUUUACAUCUGAAGUAAAGAUUUUGGAUGUGGCGAAUUUAAAUUCAUUGGCUUGGACGCCUACUUACGAAGUAAGAAUAGGAUCACCCACCAGCACUACUACUGGGCCUGCCACAUCCUUUGAUCCUAAUCCAACCAACCCCGCAAAUGGACCCCCCGGAAAGAAUGAUAAACUUGGUCUAAUACUUGGAGGUUCAAUCGGUGCUGCAGCUGUUAUCACUGUUAUCAUUGCGUUUGUGAUAUUUUUUAUGCGUCGACGUAAAUCUGAUUCUCCUGCUAACAUUACUCCAAAUGGAAGAAAUUCGGAAUAUUCUACGCAUUCUAACAAUGAACCAGUUUCUGUGAUUAUUCCAACUGUUAAACCAACAGGAUUUCCAACCCAAAUUCAGGAUCCAAGCCCACCUGUUAGUCAAUACAUACCUAACCCACCAUAUAAUCCGAAUUUACCAUCGUAUCAACAAUAUAACCCGAAUUUACCAUCUUAUCAACAAUAUAACACAAAUCUAGCAGAGAUUCGACCUGUCAAUCCAAAUCCGCCAGUAAAUCAAUACUCUUCGAAUUUUAUGGGAAGUCAAUCUAUUAAUCCAAAUCCACCAGCAAAUCAAUAUUUGUCUUCGAAUAUGCAAAAUAAUCAAAACGAUAAUUCAAUUCCAAGUUGGUACCUUGCUGUAGCACAAAAUAGUCACCAAGGAAAUAUUGACCAGAAUAACGGAAAUUGGAUUUAA